UCACAAAACAUUUCAGCACAUUUUCGAAGACACAUAUCGUGAGAAAUAUAGCCGUCCGCCCAAGAACACCGGGGGAGGUGCCACGGGAUCCUACAUUAGUCAGUCAAGAAUCAAGAAGGGUGAAGGCGGAAGAUGGGGAUCAAGAAGAAGGCGCCAGCUCGCGAAGACGGUUUUGCGAAGAGAGUUACCAGCAGCGACGACGACGACGAUGCUGAAGUAGGGCUGGACGCUUCGUUACAAGCGCUGCUGCAGAAACGACUGGAAGAACGAGGCGAGAUGUUCAUGAGCAUGUUCCAAGACGACGAGCGUGGCGAGUCAGCUCAGGGGCCACUCCAACCGGCUGCCACGUCAGCAAAUACGCCAGGUCAGACGAACCGGGCAACAUUGCAACCAGCAGCAGCACGAGCCGUUGAUCGAGCCCGAUCCAACGGCUCCACAGCAGCCACAGAAGCACCGCCAAGCACGACCACAGGUGGCAAACGGAAAGCAGAUAGUCAAAUUCGCAACAGGGUGGUCAAGGGAGUAGCGCCUGAGUGGGUGGGGAAGGGUGGUAUGUUGAAUGGAACAGCAGGGAAGAGAGAGGGUGCUGGGGCGCUGAAGGGAGAGCAGAGGGAGAGAAGGUCUAUGAUGGGGAAUGGGGGUUUGGUGGAGGGAGAGGAGGGAGGGAAGAGGAGGGGUGUGGUGGUAGCAGCGGCAAGUGGGCGUAGUAAUAAGAAGCCGCUACAGCAGGAGGAGGAAGGGGAGGAAGGGGAGGAGGAGGAGGAGGAAGAGGAGGAGGAGGAGGAAGAGGAGGAAGAGGAGGAAGAGGAGGAGGAAUGGGAGGAGGAAGAAGACAAUGAAGUGGCAGCGGAGGAGGAGGAAGAAGAGGAGGAAGAGGAGGAGGGUGGGCGUGUGUCUGGUCCGGAGGUGAUAGUGUUUGAAGAGGGGAGUAACCUCAAGAAGCGAGCAACACGUGUCAAGCUCUUAUUGGGCGGCCAGAUCAGCAGCAGGAAGGAGCGGAAACUGUUCAUGUCGUCCAAAGUGGCUAAUAUCUUCAAGGACCCGAAUGCGCCGGAGGAGGAGCCGGAGGGGUGGCGGAGGAGGCGCCGGGGGAGGGCGGUGAAGAAGGAGGAGGAGGACGAGGAGGAGAAGGAGACCCGGCUGCACAUGGAGGAGUACAUCGCGAUCGCUAGAGAGACGGAGCGACUCGGCGUGUCUACUAUGGAGUGGAACCAGCGCAAGCAGUGGGAGACCAACCACAUCGUGCGGCACCUAGGGGUCAAGCCGCCCAAGCGCAUGAGCAUGAACAUAGCCGCAACGGAGGGCUAUCGGUCAGUGCAGCGGAAGAAGCGACUGCGAGAGCUGGAGGAGGAAGUGGCGUCUGGCAUGAUUCAAGUGAAGGGAGCGAACCCUCGCGACAAGAAGAGCAAGCACCGGAGGCUCGGCCAGGGCACCCUCGCCCGACUCCUAGCCGAGGAGGAAGAGGCCAAAGAAGGCCGCCCGAGAAAGGCACGGGUGGAUUGGAGGGCAGAGGAGCGUGGGCUGAAGGCCUCGGAUGGGGAUUAUCAAGGGGGGGUGCUGCAUGUGGAUCCGAGGAAGUGGAAGAUUGGGGGGGAUGGGGGUGGGAGGAAGGGAGGGGUGAUUGGGGAUAAGGAUCUCUCGGGGUUUGGUGGGGGAGGGAGGAGGAAGGGGGGCGGUGGAGGGGGGAAGGGGAAGAGGAAAGGUGGAGGAGGGAAAGGGAGAGGGAAGGGGAAGCGGUCAAGAGGAAGGAGGUAGUUGUAUUGUAUUGUGCUGACUUUUGAGUCGACUCAGAAGUCACCUAGUUGUGGUUUUUUUUUGCCGGUGGUUGUGCUUUUCAUGCAGACAGCGUUGCAUGUAUGAGGCUACCCAUGUAUGCUUCCAGCAGUGUCAGAUCAAUGUACUUCUAGUGUCAGCAGUGUCAGAUCAAUGUACAGUUCCAGUGUCAGCAGUGUUAGAUCAAUGUAUUUUAUUAACAACCUAUUGCUUGAAAAGCCCAGCAACCUAU
Closterium sp. NIES-67 is the source of this 2005-nucleotide messenger RNA. The record is from the annotation of a GenBank genome assembly. Lineage: Eukaryota; Viridiplantae; Streptophyta; Zygnematophyceae; Desmidiales; Closteriaceae.